CGCGGUGCGCGUGUGAGCGAGGGCGAGCGGCGGGCGGGUUGUGCGCCGGGUAUUGGCAGGCGGGCUGUGGAGGCUGGGCGGUUCCGACUGCCUGACGCCAGCGCGACCAGAUCAAUCCAGGCUCGGGGAGCGAGCGGGCGCACCAAGGCGAGACCAGGGCCGAGGCGCGGGGACGGCGGCCCGGAGCUAAGCAGAGCGUGGGGACGGCGGCCGGGAGCGGAUCGGAGCGCGAGACCCGGCGCCGGGUCUCGUGCGUCCCCGCCGAUGGGCGCGCCGCCGAGCCGGUGCUGACUGGAUCCCUCGCUGGAAGAAUAUUUUCUACCUUUCCAAACCACAGACUAAGAAGCUAAAGAGAAUCUAUGUAAAGAAACUGAAACCUCUGUUGGCUUUGUGCUCCCACCCCGGAGGGAGCUGUCACCUCACCCUGUCUGAGGAGCGUGUAGAACUAGACCAGUCGCUAUGAAUGUGACCAGCUUGUUUUCAUUCACAAGUCCAGCUGUGAAGAGACUCCUCGGGUGGAAACAGGGCGAUGAAGAAGAGAAAUGGGCAGAGAAAGCUGUGGACGCUUUGGUGAAGAAACUGAAGAAGAAGAAAGGGGCCAUGGAAGAGCUGGAGAAGGCCCUGAGCUGCCCGGGGCAGCCGAGUAACUGCGUCACCAUUCCUCGCUCCCUGGAUGGCAGGUUGCAGGUGUCCCACCGGAAGGGACUACCUCACGUCAUUUAUUGCCGUGUGUGGCGCUGGCCCGACCUCCAGAGCCACCAUGAACUGAAGCCUCUGGAAUGCUGUGAGUUCCCGUUUGGGUCCAAGCAGAAGGAGGUCUGCAUCAACCCCUACCACUAUAAGCGAGUGGAGAGCCCAGUUCUCCCGCCGGUGCUGGUUCCAAGGCACAGCGAGUACAACCCUCAGCACAGCCUCCUGGCUCAGUUCCGCAACCUGGGACAAAAUGAGCCUCACAUGCCACUGAACGCCACGUUCCCAGACUCCUUCCAGCAGCCCAACAGCCACCCGUUCCCCCACUCCCCCAACAGCAGCUACCCCAACUCUCCUGGUGGCAGCAGCAGUACCUAUCCUCACUCCCCAACCAGCUCAGACCCGGGCAGCCCUUUCCAGAUGCCAGCUGACACACCCCCACCUGCUUACCUGCCUCCUGAAGACCCCAUGGCCCAGGAUGGUUCUCAGCCCAUGGACACGAACAUGAUGGCGCCUCCACUCCCCGCCGAAAUCAACAGAGGAGAUGUUCAAGCUGUUGCAUACGAGGAACCAAAACACUGGUGCUCUAUUGUGUACUAUGAGCUCAACAACCGUGUGGGUGAAGCGUUCCACGCCUCGUCCACCAGUGUGUUGGUGGAUGGUUUCACCGAUCCGUCCAACAAUAAGAACCGCUUCUGCCUGGGCCUGCUCUCCAACGUUAACCGGAAUUCCACUAUUGAAAACACCAGGCGACAUAUUGGCAAAGGAGUCCACCUUUAUUACGUCGGAGGAGAGGUGUAUGCAGAAUGCCUCAGUGACAGCAGCAUCUUCGUGCAGAGUCGGAACUGCAACUACCAUCAUGGCUUUCAUCCCACCACUGUCUGCAAGAUCCCCAGUGGGUGCAGCUUGAAAAUCUUCAACAACCAAGAGUUUGCUCAGUUACUGGCUCAGUCUGUGAACCAUGGGUUCGAGACAGUGUAUGAACUCACCAAAAUGUGCACUAUUCGAAUGAGCUUUGUAAAGGUGAGCAGCAACCACCCGUCUCAUUUAGGCCGGGUGCCCCCACAACACACACACACACACACACACACACUCACGCUCCUCCGCACAUAUUCCCCCCAUACUACACAUAUUCUCCCAACCCCCGCCACCAUAACCCCUUGCCCCCCGCCCCAUGCCUUCUUACAAUAUAUAAAUCUGUGCCUUCUUGGUAUAUAUUCCUAUCAGCAGGCUGACUACAGAGGUAUUUUUUUCAAACCUCUAACAAGAGGGUCAGUGUCCAAGAAGUUGUCUUUGGAACAUAACAAUGUAACCUUUUCUUCCCACCACGUGGAUCCCAGGGGUAGAACUCAGAUCCUCAGGUUUGGUGGUAGGCCGCUUUAUGCACCUGAGCCAUCUUGCUGGUCCUGGUCAAAUCUCUGUUUCUUUUGAGAGCCCAGGUAGUAGGCUGGUGCUGAGGAGGAAUUUGAAGUCCUGGUUUGUCAGCUUUGCAUCUGGAGUGGCUAGGAUUAUAGGCUGUGUGCUACCAUUGUCCCAUUGCAAGGUCUCUGGUAUACUAGGCCAGUGCUCUACCCACUGUGCUGUGUCCCCAGCCCCAUAGCUGCUACAAUAGCAUAGAAGACGGUGUGUCUUUAACAUGUGGCUUAAAUACAUGGUCAUCCUAUGAGACAGCUGAAUAAAUGUCUUUGUUCCUCUCGUUCUUUGCUUUAGCACUGUGCACAUGAGGCCGGUGCCUAUUGACUGGAGUUCUAUAGUCAGUUCUAAUCUUUUAGGGCCUGUGAUCUUUUAGGUUUCUUUAUGGCAGGCAGUUUGAUUCCUGGGACCCACAUGGUAGAACUCCCUCAGGUUGUUCUCUGACCUCCACAUGUCCCCACACAUGGCUGGGAGAGGAGUAAAUAAAUGUAACAAAAUUAGUGAGAAACUUAUUUACUCUGGAAACUAUUUUCAGUUAGUCAGGUUUUUUUGUUUUGUUUUUACAUAUUUCUAGUAAAUUGUGUGUUUUAUGUAUAAUUGAAGAGUUAGCAAGGCCCUGGCCCUCAGCUCUAAGAUUAUUCUAUAAUAUCAAAGAAAGGAGAUGAUCGGGGUCAUUGCUUAUAACAGAUAUCUCUAUCCACUUCUGCCACUGAGAGUGAAAGUUUUUUAAGAUGCUGAUGAAAUGUUCAAAACAAAAGCACAUCCAAUGACAGCAUAGUCUAGUAACUGGCUCGUCUCUCAGGGCUCAAAGAGAAGUCUUUAUCCCACUCUACCUUGUAGAAGAAUGCUAAUUACAAACUUGGAUGAGGCAGUUGUCUUUCAUGUGCAGUCUUCAAAAGCUCUGUACUUCUUGCCGGGCCUGUUUAGAGGUAUGUUCAUCACUGUGUGAGUCCAGAGCCUCGCUUUGCUCAUCCUCAGCCAGAUCAAAGGUGCCCUUCCCCCGCCUUAGCUGAAUGUGGCACCUCUUUAAUAUUAGAAACCCCUUAAAGAGACUGACCUGUGUAUUGUGUGCAAAUGUGACCUCGGAGCCUGUCCUUGUUCAUUAUUCACAAGCGCCAUUUAAUUUUGGACUUAGCAUUUUGGCUCAGGCAGUUUACAAGAUGAGACCAGCUACUUGCCAGAGUGGUUUUGGUUUGGAAGUAAGGACUCUUGAGAGUGGGGGUGUUGUGAGCUGUGGUCAAGACACGGGGGCUAUCCUCAGAUCUCCUCCUCAUGGUCCGUAAAAUGGGACUGGCUGGCACUGGGACUUUUUUGGUCCCUUAAUGGGGUGAUUAUUAUUAUUUUUUUUUGUUUGGCUUGGAGAAUCUUUUUUUAAGCAAGGGCCACCAGAGGGCCAGAGUGGUGCUUGGGACAGGGUUAUUGAAUUCUUGAAGAAGUUUUGGCUCCAAUAAGCUGUCUCCUUGGCAUUGGUUUCCUAUUGAUUACACAACUAAUAGUUAAAUGUUACUUUUGUACGUCUAAAAAAAUUUACACUAAGUAUUUAAAGUUUUUUUUUUUUUUACUUAUAUCAUUGUGUAUAUGUGUGAGUGCAAUGUGUGUGUGCUGCUGGAGGCCAGAGGAGGGUGUCAGAUCUCUUGUAACAGGAGUACUAAGCUGUUGUGAGCAGUUGCCUGGAACAAAACUCAGGUCCUCUCUCAACUGCUGAGACAUCUCUUCAGCCCGAAGCUGCAGAUUCAAAAUUUAUUGACUUCUCUCUUUCUGCAAAUACUUUACAAUUAUUCCAGAAAGACAAUCCAAAGAGGGGAAAAACCAUAUCUAAAGCAUCUAGCUUCAGGAUGCAGGUGGCUCCUGUGGCUUUGUUAGGAGUGGAACAUAGAAGAAUCAUCUGUGCAAGACAGCAUGGGUGUGGGGGAAGCUCGGAUGGACAGCUCUUACCUACUGAAAAACUGGCCAUGGGCCAAAGAGAUGGCUCCUACCAGAGAGUCAGAAUCCUCUUCUCGUCAGCCACGUCCACAGCCCAUAAUUGCUUGUAACACCAUCUCAGAAAAUUGAACACCUUAACUUCUUUUGUUUUUCAUGGGUACCUGCAUACAUGUGCACGUAGACACACCCAUAAGCACAUAAUAAAAAAUAAAUCUCAUUUAAAGCUCGGUGACCUGCAAAUAAUAGGCUCCACCUAACAAGAAGUUGUGUGGUAGCAGCAGAAGCUCGCACAGCCCGCGCCACUGGUCCCUUCUGUAAGGGAUGCUUACAGCACCUCCUCUCCUCCCCACCGUCUGACACCAAGCUCAGAAAUGAUACCGAGGAUCUUGCUAGCAUGAACAGGCGGUCUCCAGUUGUUUUUGAGAUGAGCGUUUUUGGUGUUAGUAUAAACUAUAUACCCAGAAAGUAUGUGUGGAGCUUUUUUCCCUCAUGACUGGGUUGAAGGUCAGAUAUCAGCCCUUGUCUUCAAGGACCUCACUGUCUAAAGAGAUAGACCUGCAUAGUAACUGUAGCUGCUGAAUAUACAAACCCAGGGACAAGCAUGCACGUACACAGGUGGAGUUCAUGUUCCCCAACUUUGUCUUAAAAGUUCUCGUUCAGACAUAUUUCUUAAAAUUCCUAGAGAAAGGUAUUUACCAGAGACCCCAGUAGC
Messenger RNA from Mastomys coucha (southern multimammate mouse), 4738 nucleotides. RefSeq names its product SMAD family member 1 (gene Smad1). Lineage: Eukaryota; Metazoa; Chordata; Mammalia; Rodentia; Muridae. The record is from RefSeq and is a predicted model, not a curated record. Gene Ontology annotation, cellular component: heteromeric SMAD protein complex. The coding region runs from base 460 to 2121 and encodes 553 amino acids. The transcript has 6 exons. Gene Ontology annotation, biological process: transforming growth factor beta receptor signaling pathway; cell differentiation; SMAD protein signal transduction. Gene Ontology annotation, molecular function: RNA polymerase II cis-regulatory region sequence-specific DNA binding; DNA-binding transcription factor activity, RNA polymerase II-specific; I-SMAD binding.